This is a messenger RNA of Aspergillus saccharolyticus JOP 1030-1, 2146 nucleotides long. RefSeq names its product Zn(II)2Cys6 transcription factor domain-containing protein. The transcript has a single exon. Gene Ontology annotation, molecular function: zinc ion binding; DNA-binding transcription factor activity, RNA polymerase II-specific. Lineage: Eukaryota; Fungi; Ascomycota; Eurotiomycetes; Eurotiales; Aspergillaceae. The coding region runs from base 103 to 2001 and encodes 632 amino acids. The record is from RefSeq and is a predicted model, not a curated record. Gene Ontology annotation, biological process: regulation of DNA-templated transcription.
UAGCUACAUGAGGAGCAGUGCUGCGGAGUAGUCCGCCAGUGAGGGCGACGCCCACGCCACGGUCUCUCACCUCGGGGAAGAGAUUCCUACUUAAGUCGGGACAUGAAUGCGAACAAGCCAGCAUCUCCAACGGGACUUGAAUCCGUUUACCUAAUCCCCCCUUGCGCCGUGAUGAACCCUGAAGCUCGUCGAAUUGCGUGCGACCGAUGCAGAGGCCAGAAGCUGCGGUGUGUGCGCUCGUAUAGACCCGGGGUGCUCAGCGCCUGCGAGCGCUGUCUCAAAGCCGGAGCCGAAUGCACCAACAGUCUGUCGGAUGCUCAGCGCAAGAUGCUGGAGGCCCGGCAGCCCCAGUCCUUGCGUCUGCCCCCCUCCUCUUCUGCGACGACUUUUCUCGAUCCGCGAUCAGUGGUCCCCGAGGUGGACACAUCCCCGGUCUAUGAAUCCAUUCCAUCCGUCCCAGCCAAGCGAAAAGUAACCCAGCCUCUCGUCCAGCAGGCACAAUAUCUUUCGGCAGUUCAUCCGGCUGCAGAUUACAGCAGCCGUCACAUAUCCCAUUACAGACAACCGCCGUCCGAUCCGGCCCGGACGGUGGCUGGUCCAAACCCAGAUGCAUCGAAGCCGACAACCAUGGAUUUUGGGGUAGAGUCGUUGGUGGACUUCGAGCUCAACGAUCAGGGAAAUGGACAUUUCAUGGACACUUGCAUGCUCUUCGAUGACCCCAAGGGGAUCACCACCCCCUCGGGUCCGAGUGUCGCUCCCUCCUCCAAGGCAGGAUCCACCUCCGCCAGCCAGGAAGCGAUCCAGAACGACACGACGAGCUCCCCAGCGGUGCCGCUGGGAAGUCGAGAGGAUUGUCUCCAUUGCCUGUCGGAAUUGAGCUCCCAAAUCCUGCGAGACUCCAACAAGAUGAGAGGGAUGCCUCUGCCCGACAUCUUAUCGUUCUCAGCGUGGCCGGACAAGCGAAAAGGGCAGACCCAGCCCGGGUUACAGAACAGCAUCGGACGACUCUUUGACCUGACCCAGGCGUUUGUGAACAUCCUGCAGUGUCUCCAACUCACCAUCACCAUAUCUACAGAGCCCCCGUCUCUAACAUCCGCCACAGCUCCUGCCUCCGCCGCAUCUUCGCUCCCUGUCCAGCCGCGCUCGCCGCACACCCCGUCGAAUGAUUCAGACUGCUCCUAUUCGGAAUACUGGGAGGAGCCCAUGCACCAUAACCCCAGUGGGCGGGCCGGCAGCACGACGAACUCGAUCUCGCUGCUGGGCUCGCUUCCAGACGCUCCUGUCCCAGAGGCAGGGGGGCCAGCCUCAGUCCAUGUAUCCACCGCCGCUGCCACCAACGUGGAUAUGCCCACCACGUUAACGAUUCUCACCUGCUACAUCUGGCUCCUCCAUGCGUACGGCACCAUCUUCCACCGCAUUCACGCGGCCUGUCACGCCGAAUUGCCCGCCUCCCUGUCGCCUUGCUCUGUCUUCUCGUCCUUAUCUUCUUCCUCUUCCUCCUCGUCCACCACCUCGUCGUCCUCCUCCUCCGCGCCGCAGCAAACCCAGAGAUCGGCUACCACGUCCUCUUCACCCAAUUCCUCCUCCGGCCCGGGACCCAGCAGUCAACUCGUCCCCUCGGUGCUCCCGGGCCUCCAGAUCGGCGGGUUCGACCUGCACAGCCACCGCGACUUUCAGCUGGAGAUCAUCCUGCACCUCAGCGCCAAGAUGCUGGGACGGAUAGAGAAAUUGCUGGGAAUCUCACUGGUCUCCUCCCCGGCCCCGAACGCAGCGCCGGAGGAGAGGUUCCGGACCGGAGACACCGGGCGGACAGGCCCGGGAAGCAAUGAGGGAGGGAAGACGGGGGAUCGGGGCAUUCUGGAUACCGCCUCGGCGACCGCGUUGCUCGAAGUGAUGGUGAAGCAGAACGAUCAGGGCUAUAUGAAGGAGGUUAAUGGUGGGGCUGCCUCCGUGAAGCAGACUUUAGAUGACAUCCGGAAGAUCUUACAGCGUGUCCCGUAAGGGGAGGAAGGGGGAGGUUGGGCACAUAGUGUGCUGGAGGCGCUGUGCGGUAUUUGCUGACAUUCGUAGAAAGGGUGCACACGCCUGCAGGGCACAGGCAAAUCGAGUACUCUAUUUUUAUGCAGCAGGAAUGACUUGAUGUGGU